AGAGACACGCUGUUCCGCACCGACUUCAUCAGAUGAUCCUCCUCUCUGCUACAACUCAGGGUGCCAAGCUUCCCCCGAGAUAGGACCCCCACCGCCCCCCUGCAGGCCUGUCCCCAUCCACCGAGCAGCCAUGGACCUCCCAGAGUACUCUCUGUUCCUGGUCCGCAUCCUGGACGAGCUGGACACCAAGCACAACACCAUGUCCUACCAGGACCUGUGCAAGUCCCUAUGCGCUCGCUUCGACCUGGUGCAGCUGGCCAAGCUGCGCAGCCUGCUCUUCUACACGGCCUGCAUGGACCCAUCCUUCCCCGCCACCCUCUUUAAGGACAAGAUGCGCUGCUCCAUGGAGGACCCCCAGUCCAAGAAGCUCAUGGUGGCGGCGGACAUCGUCACCAUGUUCAAUCUGAUCCAGAUGAACGGAGGCAUCGCCAAAGACAAGCUGCCCACAGGGCACAGAGCCAAGUUCAGCAAGAACCACUCGGUGGAGCUGUGCAGGUCUGACAACGACGCCUACAAGUUCCAGGACUGCGACCGGGGGCUCGGCUAUGAGCCCUCCAGGGACGGACACCAUCACCACCACCAUCACCACCGCCCCCAGCAGAGCCGGGCCCCCCCCUGCCCCAAAUCAUCCGACUGCAACAACUGCCUGCAGUUCAUCCCCACCUCGGACCCCAACUUCCUCCUGGGCGUCAGCAAGGACCUCAAGUGCAAAGCGGCGUCUCUGGACAAGCUGCACCACCUGCCCCAGUACUCCAGCAGCAGCUCGCACUCCCCGCCCUGCGAGAUGCAGAGCACCUACUUCCCUAUGGACAUCGACAGCGAGUCCACCACAGACCAGGAGUCCCUGCAGCACCUCGGCCACCAGGAGCCCUUCUCCGUCCACUCCUGCAUCCAGAAGAGGAACGUCUUCAAGGAGGACUUCCACAACUUUGUGGCCUUUUCCCCACAGGUGAUCACCACGGAGGGCAAACAGGGCAGUAAAGCUGCUGACGGCUACCACCGGAGGGAGCUGCACAAGCCAGCUACCUUCUUCAACCACAGCUUCGAACUGCCCUACAGUAACCCCUACUUUGAGCCUCCGCUCAAUUCGCCUCUCCAGGACCGACGCAGGGUGAAGCACGAGAGCCUGGACGACCUGCAGGCGUCCACGUAUUUUGGUCCGACCACUGUGUCCGAGUGCGUCAGCAGCAGGAAGCACAGCAACAAAACGGGGAAGCAGCCGUCGUGGCCAGUGAAGAGCCUGAGUCUGAACACAGAGGAGGGGCCUCCGGAUUUUGAAAGGUCGUUUCUGAACAGCAAACCGCUCAAAGAAAGUCACCACCGCAACGUCACCAUCAUCAGCAAUGACAGCGAGACGCACUUUCAGAGCCCAAAGGAGAAGGUGAUAGCUUCUCCAUCUGGCUUCGCAAAGAAAACUAACGGGAUAAAAAUGAAGGACGCUGCUCUAACGGCGAGCGGCCCUGCGGGUUUGGAGAAAAGAGAAGCGGCCAAAAGGUUCAGGGAGAAAAACAGCCCGUCCUUUCAGGGAGCGGACACUUCCUCCAGUGUCGGGACUCAAACCGAGCAGGCCGAGCAGAAGAAGGCGAAGGAUUACCCUGCCAAGUACGGCGACAGAGAAAGACACGCUUUCAAACACUGUGAUGAGGAGCCUGAGACCGUCAGCGAUGACAUCAGUGACAUUUUUCGUUUUCUGGAUGAUAUGAGCGUCUGUGACUCUCUGGGCAUCGUCCAGUCGUCGUGCUACAACAGCAACGGGUCUCUCUCUCAGGUAACGCUGAAGUCUGAGGGCGACAGCUCCCCUGAACGCAACACGGUCAAACUCGCCAAGUCCAAGCUGGACCGCCUCUUCCAUUCGCUGGAGAACACGGACGACGAGCUGAAAUCGAGCGUGUGCAAGCUGGUCAUGAGGAUCGGGGAGAUCGAGAAGCUGGAGUCUCUGUCGGGGGUCCGCAGCGAGAUCUCGCAGGUGCUGUCAAAGCUCAACAAGCUGGACGAAAAGAUCCAGGAGCCCGAGGCCAACGGGAGACACGGGGAGACGGCGUCUGCAUCCGCCACCCCAGACAAGCUGCACCCACACCCGGACACCACACUGUCCCCCCGAGUUUUCCAGUGCCACACCACCGGCCACAACAUCAAAAUGGACAGCGGCUCGUCGCCCGAGUGGUGCUGCGCAGACGGAGGUAACAGCGACAGCCUCAGGGUGAAAGCUCUGAAGAAGAGCAUGUUCAUACGGAGGUCGUCACGCUCGCUCAACGAGGAGAACGGCGCCACUGAGCCAAAGGUCGCCAGCAUCACCAACUCUACGCGGGACUGGAGGACGGUCUCGUACUCCUGCCACCCAGGAGACGAGGGCAAGGACAAGGACAGAGACAGCAAGGACAGACACCGCAAAGCCAAAGAGGCAGAGCGAGAGCGUCAAUACGAGCUCCCCCAGGCCCACCACCAGCCGAAACCGCCGAAGGAGUCGUACCUGAGCGAGCAGGUGUUCUCCCCGCACCCCUUCACGCCCUCCAUUAAGGCCCAUGUGAAAGGCAGCCCGCUGUACACCGACCUGAGGCUCACCAGCCUGUCGGACGGGAAGCGCGGCCAGCCGUCCUGGACCAUCGAGGAGUACAAACGCAACUCAGGAGAGAAGGGGAAGCAGCUGACUGCCCUGGACCUGCAGACACAGGAGUCCCUGAACCCCAACAACCUGGAGUACUGGAUGGAGGACGUCUACACUCCCGGCUACGGCUCACUGCUCAAGAGGAAAGAGGCGGAGUUCAGGAGGGCGAAGGUGUGUAAGAUCGGGGCGCUGAUCGCAGCAGCUACCUGCACUGUGAUCCUGGUCAUCGUCGUUCCAAUUUGCACCAUGAAAACAUGAGAGGACGGAGCGGAUCGGCCUAAAAAAUCAGACACUUUUACUGCUGUCGUUU
Molecule: messenger RNA, 2915 nt
Organism: Plectropomus leopardus (leopard coralgrouper)
Lineage: Eukaryota; Metazoa; Chordata; Actinopteri; Perciformes; Serranidae
Gene: minar1
Product: membrane integral NOTCH2 associated receptor 1
Biological process (GO): negative regulation of TOR signaling; negative regulation of cell population proliferation
Cellular component (GO): plasma membrane
Source: RefSeq, a predicted model, not a curated record